AGAUGCUACUAACCAGUGUUAGAUAUAAACACGUCCCUUAGUGUUCGCUUCGCUGACAGACGUCCUAGACAUACUGACCAGAUGGCACUAAGGCAAGCCGAAAAUCCACUUCAAGAAAAGCCUAAAUUCGCCGAACUAAAUAAUCUGAUAUCGGAAAAGUUGGGGGGAAGAAUCUUAUUCGCCACCGAUGACUGGUUCGCCGUAGCAGAAAACAUCCUGAAGGAAAGUGAUGCGGAAUGGCGGGAAGGCGUCUUCACAGAAUGCGGGAAAUGGAUGGACGGGUGGGAAACCAGGAGAAAGCGCAUCCCAGGUCAUGACUGGUGUAUUAUCAAGCUGGGUGUGCCGGGAGUGAUCGAGGGAAUCGACGCGGACACCUCUUAUUUUACUGGAAAUUUCGUCCCAAGGGUUUCCGUGCAGGCAGCGGUCUUGACGUCGCAAGAAGAAUCAAGUAUACCCGAGAGGAGAAGCGAAAUGGGCUCCGCUGCUUGUGAAGAUGUCAUGGCAAAGGUCCACCAGCUUAAAUCUGAGGAGUGGGAGUUCAUCGUUCCCCUGACAGAGGCGAGACCUGGGUACCGAGACACCUGCCACACCUAUAUUCCGACAACGAGCAGGAAAAGGUGGACCCAUAUCCGACUGAACAUCUACCCUGACGGAGGCAUUGCCAGGCUUCGCGUUUUUGGCUCGGCCACUCCGAACUGGAGCCAGAUCAGUCCUAAGCAGCUACUAGAUCUAGCGGCCGUGAGCAACGGCGGAGUGUGCCUGGAGUACAGCGACGCCCACUACGGCCAUCCCCGAAACCUCAUCAGCCCUGGCAGGGGCGUGAACAUGGGCGACGGGUGGGAGACAGCUCGAAGACUCGACAGACCUCCCGUCCUCGUAGCUGAUGCAAAUGGAGUGCUUCAAGUUUCUGGCUACGAGUGGACAGUUCUGCGCCUCGGUCACCCCGGCAGAAUAACUAACAUUGAGAUUGACACGAACCACUUCAAGGGCAAUUUCCCAGACUCAUGCAGGAUAGAUGGAGCACUCAUAGACAACCAACGCUCUUCCAUAGACAACUUGGGCACCUCCAGCAUUUGGAAGACACUGCUACCGGCGCAGAAGAUGAAGGCCCACAUGCGUCACUUCUACGAGAGGGAGAUAGUCCACAAACAUCCAGUAUCUCACGUCCGCAUCGUUAUGGCUCCAGACGGUGGAAUCAGUCGAGUGAGGCUCGUUGGUUAUGUUCACAAAGUCACGUCAAACCUUUAAAACGUAUUUUUCAUCAGUCUGGGCAUUACGUUAACUAAAGAAUAUAUUCUUAAUUCAAAAUGUUGUACUGAUUAAGUGGUUCCUUAUCUGUAGUGAUGCAUCUUGCCGAACUUCUUUAUGGUGGAUUAUAGCGUCUUCUUGAGGUUUUGGGUAAACUCAGUUGAAAUGCUACGUGGAAUCUAUGUGAAUUUUCAUAAUUUGGGUAAUUAAUCAUGGUAACAAGGACAGUUUGUGGGUUUGUUCACUAACAAAGAACUAACUGAUUGGCAUAUGGAAAUAUUGUAGGCUUCUUUUUGUUUCAUCGUUAUUUGUUGAUAUGUUGUACAUCACUGAAAUAAACUUUACUUUGUUGUAAGAA
This is a messenger RNA of Macrobrachium nipponense, 1606 nucleotides long. Its product is annotated as allantoicase-like. The record is from RefSeq and is a predicted model, not a curated record. The transcript has 9 exons. Gene Ontology annotation, biological process: allantoin catabolic process. The coding region runs from base 82 to 1248 and encodes 388 amino acids. NCBI's taxonomy places the organism in Eukaryota, Metazoa, Arthropoda, Malacostraca, Decapoda, Palaemonidae. Gene Ontology annotation, molecular function: allantoicase activity.